Magnolia sinica is the source of this 881-nucleotide messenger RNA. RefSeq lists its product as uncharacterized. Bases 1 to 534 code for a protein of 177 amino acids. The record is from RefSeq and is a predicted model, not a curated record. The transcript has 5 exons. Lineage: Eukaryota; Viridiplantae; Streptophyta; Magnoliopsida; Magnoliales; Magnoliaceae.
AUGGCUGUUUCGGAAGUUGAUAAGAUUGGCGAACUCGAAUCAAUGGGAUUUCCAAUGGCUUGCACAACAAAGGCACUCCAUUAUUCUGGUGAGGCAAUUGAUAAGAAUUCUCUUUUCAUUUCUACUUUGCACUUUGUAUUAGUAAAGAUACUUCCAUAUAAGAAUGGACAAGGCUAUGAUGAUGAAAUUCGUGUUAUAUAUAUAUAUAUAUAUAUAUACAUAUAUAUCACUAAUCUUGAACUAGUGAAGACGAUUGAAUUUGUAAACUCUACCAUUCUUACCUGUAGGUUUUAUGAAGGUGUUGUGCAACCUUAUAACCCAGGAAAGAAGAAACAUGUGAUACUAUAUGACAAUGGAGAUGUGGAAGUUUUUCAGUUAUAUAAGGAGCAAGCGGAGGUUAUUAGUGAAGGUUCCGAUCCUAACAAGGUAUUGAUUAACUUAAAUCAUCGAAUGUUUCCCCAUCCAAAGGAAUGCUAUUGCACAGGUAAUAACAAAAGCUAUGAAGACAGAUCUUAUGACAUGAUUUUACACUGAUUUUCUCCUCAUCUGUUUUUAUGUCUCAACUUCAAAUAGGCUUGAGUAACUACAGAUGUUGUCAGUCCCACUGAUAUGUGUUGCAACAAUUCGAGUAGCUUUGGAAGCAGCAGGUUUCCCUGACGUGUCUAUCAUGUCGUGUACUACUAGGUAAUUCUUUUUCCAUUUCCUUAUGAUCAGACUGCAUGUUGGCUAAAUGUGUUAACAUUGCUUGGAUUUGUAGAAGAAAUAAAAGGGGAUCAAAGUCUAUAAUUGUAGAAGAAAUGAAAAAAGAAAAAAGUGAAAAGUGAAUCUAGCAAGCUAGAGAAGGUUCAUAGGUGAUUGCUUGUUAGAGAAUGUCAGCUGGA